Molecule: messenger RNA, 570 nt
Organism: Saimiri boliviensis boliviensis (Bolivian squirrel monkey)
Lineage: Eukaryota; Metazoa; Chordata; Mammalia; Primates; Cebidae
Gene: SPATA12
Product: spermatogenesis associated 12
Source: RefSeq, a predicted model, not a curated record
AUGUCCAGUUCUGCCUUCACUUGUAGGUCCACCUUGGAAACAGGAAACAUCUGGGAGAUGAAGGCACUGGACUCUUCCAGACUCAUUCCAUGGCUACCCAGAAGCCUUGGGUCACCCACCCAACAUCCCAACAAAUCCCACUGUGCACCAGCAUUAUGCCAGGGUCCAGGUGUUCUGCCAGGAGCAGCCUCUGCCCUCCUAGAACUGACAUUGCAUGGGGAUGUGCGACAAAGUAAGACCUGUCAGAGAUAUUUACAAACAGCCAUCCUUGACAUUGCUGCAUCCCAAAUAAAUCUGGGAAGACCUUCUUCACCUCUAGCUCUCCUGAUACAGCAAGGCAGUUGUGAGCAAGUUAUUCAUAACUCCAUACCUCAAUGUCCUGAUCUGGAAGAUGAGGAUAAUGAGAGGACCUGUGCCACAGGAUGGUUGUGGAGGCUAUAUGACGAUAUAGGUGCUGAGCCCAGCAGCACAGCGUGCAGCCACUCAAACCAACUGACAUUUAUUGAGGGCUGCUUUGUCAGGUCCCUCUCUACUGUAUACUCCAACACACACAUACACGCACAGCUGUAA